This is a messenger RNA of Paramuricea clavata, 2019 nucleotides long. NCBI's taxonomy places the organism in Eukaryota, Metazoa, Cnidaria, Anthozoa, Malacalcyonacea, Plexauridae. The record is from the annotation of a GenBank genome assembly.
UAUAUAUGUAAGCGCCUUUAUGGUGUUUUUUUUUCGCUUUUGCUUUCGUCGCAAGUUAAUUGGAGAGCGCGAGUGUCAAACAACGAUAACCACUAAGCGGUAUAUCGAAUGUCAUCAGGUUUAUCCAUGGACAACAACAUCGAGGCCAUGUCGACUUCUACUGAAUCUAUUCACCAUGUUUGUGGCUUGAAAGAAUCAGAUCUAAACGAGUUUUUCUUAGCUCACGACCCUGAGUUUAACAACGAAGACUUGCAUGACCGCGUUUUGAUCUUCGAUGUGAUGAACGAGCAAAGACAAACCAAUAAUGCUGUCUCAACUACGACGCCUAUACUGGGAGUCAGACUAGAAACAUGUAGUAUUGCAGUAGAAGUAAUUUUGCCGUCCCCUUGCGCUGAAGGAGGUUUAAACCUGAAAGAAAUCGAAGUCAUUUCAGAACAAGUUAAGGUCUCAGAACGCAAAAGACAUUUAGACGAUGCCGAACAACAGCAGUCCCAAAAUAAGAAAUCCAGAGCAGAGUACGAGAGUGACAUAGACGAAAAUAUAGGCACGGCUGUUCCUAUCCAAGUCGAAACAACUACCGAAUUUGGAAAUGAUAAGCUAUGCACAAACGAGAAUAUGGCGGAAUAUGACUUUGUGAAUUCAGAACCCGUAACUAUACGCGCGCACAAGAUAUUCGUGCACGCGACAUUCCUAGCCGUACAUAGCAAGUACUUUCGAGCAAUGUUUUACUCGGGAAUGAAAGAAGCAACGUCUAAAGAAGUGCAUAUCAAGAUACAUGAGUCCGAAGAACAAAGUCAUUUAAAAAUGCUUGAAGCCAUAUAUCGUCCAUAUAUCCUUGAUAAUUCAUCCAUGGAGGAAUUGUUGAUUUGACACCUGAUUUGAGGUCAGGUGUCAAUUGGGACGCAAGUCCUGUUCCUUUCCCCAGUCACACUUAUGUCCUCUGUUUAUUGUAGAUGCAUGCGUAAUGAUUGUGUUGUGACAAAUGAUUAAAUUAAAUUAAAUUAAUUGUUACAGAUACUUGAACUGGCUGAUAAGUACGAUGUAACGUAUGUAUUCCGGAAGUGCAAAUACGUAAUACAUAAAUGCAAUCUUAGCAUUGCUGACUGCGAAAUGAUCAUUAACUGUAUCGAAAUCAAGCAAAAGAUGCCAUCCACUUCUGACCUGGCUGAAACCGUAAGAGGAUUUUUAGCGAGUGAAUUCAAUCCAUUUGAUACAAAAUGGGAAACCGACAAGUUUACUAGCUUAUCGGAAACAUUGCUGCGUGUUUUGUUAGGUUGUGAGAAUUUAGAAACACGAUCUGAAAAUACAAUUUUUCAUGCCUUGAUGUACUGGAUUGUAAGUACUGGUUACAACUAUCACAUUAUUCCAAACGAAACGGAAUCUCUUUUAAGUCUGGUUAAGUUUGGAUUACUCACAAUUGACUAUCUUUAUCAUGUCGUACAAUACCAUCACAUUGCGAAAGAAAUGCCAUCAUUCUCAGAGCUGUACCUGAAUGGAAUCACAUAUCAUGCCUUACCAAGCUCAAUGAAAAACAUUGUACCUACUCGACCGAAAUCUCAUGAAAAUACCGAGCAGUAUACAUGGGUGAUAACCAAGGAUGAAAUGGAAGCCUUACGGCAAAAAGGAAGGUUAACCGCGGAAGAAACGGAAAACGAACCAAAUAUCGCAUCCGACAAUUGCCUUAUAUCUCCUAGAUUUUGGUGGUGCGGUUAUGAGAUGCAAAUGAACAUGUUCCUUACCAAAACUUUCUCAUUAUGCCUGUACGGGAAGUUGCAUUUACUUGUUCAUGGCUUGAAGAAAAGAAGUAGACUUCCUGUUAAGUGGUUCAUACGAUGUGAUGAAAUUAAAUUCUGGCCCACAUCUUUCGUUGCAUACACGAUUUUCACUUUUGAAACAAAGAGUUCAGGCGAGGAUGUAAUAAUACGAAAACGUCCAGAGAUUGAGAACGGUCGUUUAGUAGUUCCUCAAGCAAUCACUAUUGGCAUAUGUAUUAGUCAUGAUCCGAGCAGACUCCGAUAA